AUGACGGAUCAGCGGAACGCACUGGUGAUUUGGGGGAGCACAGGGCGGCGGCUUCAGUUCUCCAUGCAGGAUUUAAGGAUGCCUGAGAGCCUUCGCGACAAUCCGCACUUUCACUUUUAUGAGAGGCAGUGGGGCACCGUGGCGAGUUUCUGGUUCAACCGCAUUUUGAAGGAAUCCUCGCUGCAGCAUCUUGCGGUGGAGGACAUCGUGGGUUUGAUUCAAGAGGACAUCUCCAAGCGCUGGAAGCGGCGCCGAGAAGAGCAGAGCAUCUACAAGAAGCGAAAGCGGCUCUUACAAGGCAGUGGCUCAGCCGGAACCCCCUCGUCAUCUGUGCUGCUAACCAACUUCGCGACCCUCUCAGGCUAUCAAAGUGCGGCAGUGGCGGAGCAGAGAGAUUUGGUGACAGCCGUGGUGGAGCGAGUCGAGUGCGUCACAAAGGAGAGGGUACAGUCCUGGCGGGUUCUCGUCGACGACGCAUCCGAACAACAGCCCUCCAAGGCUGCGCGUGUAGAAAGUACCGCGGCAACACCAGAGGAACAGGCUGACAGCAGUGCUGAAGUUACCAGCGAUUUUGACGACCGCGUUGCUGUCGCCUUGGAGCUCUCUAGUAAGGAAAAGGCUGCCACAGCCAUUGCCCACCUCCACGGCAGCAGGUUCGAUGGCCGCCGUGUAUUGUGCCAGUUCUGGAGCGAACCGUGA
Molecule: messenger RNA, 699 nt
Organism: Leishmania braziliensis MHOM/BR/75/M2904
Lineage: Eukaryota; Euglenozoa; Kinetoplastea; Trypanosomatida; Trypanosomatidae
Exons: 1
Coding region: 1-699 (232 amino acids)
Molecular function (GO): nucleic acid binding
Source: RefSeq, a predicted model, not a curated record